Molecule: messenger RNA, 1413 nt
Organism: Trichoderma reesei QM6a
Lineage: Eukaryota; Fungi; Ascomycota; Sordariomycetes; Hypocreales; Hypocreaceae
Exons: 7
Coding region: 1-1413 (470 amino acids)
Molecular function (GO): iron ion binding; monooxygenase activity; oxidoreductase activity, acting on paired donors, with incorporation or reduction of molecular oxygen
Source: RefSeq, a predicted model, not a curated record
AUGCCGCUCCUCCUCAUCAAUUUAUCCAGCAUCUGCCUCGUAUUCUUCUUCGUCUAUAUCGCUAGAAGCAUCUACCUCUGGCAACGCCUCCGCCACAUCCCCGGCCCGCCCAGCGCAGCAUGGACAAUCUGGUGGCAGCUCUCCGGCGCAAUGUCCGGGCGAUAUCACGAGCGGCUCAAAGACGCCGCCGACACACAUGGCCCUCUGGUCCGCAUCGGCCCCAACCAGCUCCUCUCCGUCGACCCCGACGUCCUCCGCCGCAUGUCCGCCGUUCGCAGCGGCUACACAAAGGGCAAGUUUUACGCCAGCGGCAGAAUCUUCUCUGGUAAAGCCAACGAGGGCUUCAGCUUCGAACCAGCCCUGGACCGCCAACUGACCAGCUUCAUCACCCUGCUCGAGCGCAAGUACCUCUCCUCGGGCUCCGACGUGCGCCCGUUUGACAUGGCCGAGCAGACGCAGUUCUUCGCCCUAGACGCCAUUGGCGACAUUUCACUCGGCCAGCCCUUUGGCUAUCUCGAAAAGGACCAGGACUUGUAUCAGUACAACAAGAUCAACAGAACGUCGCUGCCCGUCAUGAAUGCCGUUUCCGUGAUGCCGGCGCUGGCGAGUCUCAUUCAUACGUGGCCGCUGAGGUUAUUGUUGCCCAAAGAAGGGGACCAAAGUCGGCUUUGGUCGACUGAUGCAUCAUUACAAGUCCAGAGACGCCUCGACCCCAAGACUCCGCGCACUCGCGACAUGAUGCAAGCGCACAUUGACAACGGCAUGACCAAGAAUAAUCUCAUCCAGCAAGUCCUUCUCUCCAUCAUUGCCGGCUCAAACUCCUCCGCCCACGCCCUCCGCAUGACCCUCCUCGCCCUCAUAACCAACCCCCCAGCACACACCGCCCUCCUCACCGAAAUUCGCUCCCUCACCCCCUCCUCCUCCUCCUCCCGCAUAAUCUCCUGGUCUCAUACCCAAUCCCUGCCUUACCUCCGAGCCGUCGUCAGCGAAGGCCUCCGCAUGUGGCCCCCCGUCAGCGGCCUCGGCUUCAAAACCGUUCCCCCCGAAGGCGAUUCCCUCAACGGCUACUUUGUCCCCGGGGGCACCGAAAUCGGACAGGGUUUCCAUGGCGUCGGCCGGUCCAAGGCCGUUUGGGGAGCGGACGCGGAUGUCUUUCGCCCGGAGAGGUGGCUCCGUGCUGAGGGGUUCGAACUGAAGAAGAUGAGGAAUGCGCUGGAUACGCAUUUCGGACAUGGCAAGUAUUCUUGUCUCGGGAAGCAGAUUGCUUUGAUGGAGCUGCACAAGGCUGUGUUUGAGCUUGUACGAUGCUUCGACUUUUGCAUCGUCAACCCUGAAAAUCCGAUCAAGACGACCGCGUCGAUAUUCCUCUUUGCGUCCGACUUUUGGGUGACGAUGACCAAGCGCCGUCCUUGA